GUCAUUUGUUAUAUUCCAAGAGAAACAGAGAAUGUCAUUGAAGCUUUAUUCACACUCUUGUUUUUGGUCCAGAGCCAAGCUCGAUGAUGGCUUAUCUGCAGGAAUUGCUCGCAGAAGAAGGAUUCGAAGGUGGAAAGUUGAAGAAGAAUCAAAAGCCGGUGAAAAUGAAAUUUAGAAACAGAACUGUGGAGAAGGAGGAAUCGGGAGGGCUGCCUAUGUACGUCUGCUAUGGUCGCAAAAGCUCCGAUUUUGAGAAUCAGAAGGUGGAGAAGGGUGUUCCGAGUAGUCGGUCGUCGGUGUUUUCCUCCAGAAGGGUGGAUUCGGAUUCAGGUAAGUCGAAGUCUAAGACGGUGAGAAGGGAGGAUGAACUGGUGAUUGAUGACGUUGCUAUUAGAGCUGUGAUAUCUAUUCUUAGUGGGUAUAUUGGGAGGUAUUUAAAAGAUCAGAAUUUUCGUCAAAUGAUUAGAGAAAAGUGCAAAUCUUGUUUGGUGAAAAGGAAAAUGGAAUCAGAUAACGGGACUUUUGCGAACGUGGAACAGGGCAUCGAGAGCGUUGACAAAUUGGUGGAGCAUCCGGGGACGAAGAAAGAACUCAGGAUGAAAUCGGUCCGCAAUUCAAUUCAGAUUUUGUCCGUUGCUGCUACCUUGAAUUCGAAGAAAACAAGGAACGGGUCUAUUUCUGGAGUGCCCAAUUCGUAUCUGUCGGCGAUUGCUCAGUUAUACUUAUCCAUAGUGUACAAGCUGGAGAAGAACGACAGAAUCUCAGGCAAGCAUUUGCUUCAAGUUUUCUGUGAUUCGCCAUUUCUGGCGAGAACCCAUUUGCUUCCUGAUCUAUGGGAGCAUCUUUUCCUUCCCCACCUUCUUCAUCUCAAGGUUUGGUACCAGCAAGAACUUGAAUUUCUCUCCACUUCGGGUUAUGGUGAGAAGGAGAAGAGAAUGAAGUCUUUAAGCAAGGUUUAUAACGGGCAAAUGGAUUUGGGAACGUUUAAGUUUGCAAUGUACUAUAAACAGUGGCUUAAAAUUGGGGCUAAAACCCCUGCUAUGCCUGACGUGCCUUUGCCUUCAGCACCUAGCUAUGGAUCGUCCAGUAGGAGAUCAUCGGAUUCUCUUACCUCGAAUUCUUCUAUCAACAAAAACCUAUAUCGAGCUGUGUUUGGCCCCAUGGACUUCAAUAAUCAAAACAGAGAUACAUGGGGUCUCAUCAAGGAAGAGGGAGAUAUCUGUAAAGAUGAAGAUAACUACAACGCUUUCAAUCUUGUUCAUAAUAAAAGAGUGACACAACCACGGGCAUCAAGCCAGAUUUAUAGAAAUCCGAGAACUGAAUUAUGGCCGGAGAUACAGAAAUUGCAUUAUUUCAGAUUCUUUCCUUGCCAGGGCGCGCCAACAGAAUGCAUUGCGAGCAGCAAUCAUGUGAUCAGGAAUAAUUCAAUCAAACAUAAAGAAAAUACUCAUCUUCCCUUGAGUGAUCUAAGUAGAGCCAUUAGUACCCUUUGUUCCUCAGAUAGUGUAAAGGAGUGUGAAAAAGCAGUCCGUGUAGUGACCAAAGCUUGGCUGAACUCACAUGGUGAUCCUGCCAUUGAAGCUGAUCUGACAAAGGCACCAGUAAUUGAGGGCAUGCUCGAGGUUUUGUUCAUUUCCAAUGAUGAUGAAGUUCUAGAAUUAGCAAUAUCAGUUUUAGCAGAGUUUGUAGUUAGGAAUGAGAUAAAUAGACAGAUAAUUCUCAACUUGGAUCCACAACUGGAGAUCUUCUUAAGGCUUCUAAAAAAUAGUAGUCUAUUUUUAAAGGCUGCUGUGCUGCUUUACCUGAUAAAGCCAAUGGCAAAGCAGAUGAUAUCGAGUGAAUGGGUGCCAUUAGUCCUUCGGGUCUUAGAGUUUGGGGGAAAGCUGCAGACUCUAUUAACAGUCAGGUGCAGUCCUCAAGUUGCAGCAUUUUAUUUCCUAGACCAACUCUUAACAGGUUUCAAUGAAGAUAGGAACUUUGAGAAUGCUGAUCAGGUUGUCUCCAUGGGGGGAUUGAGCUUGCUGGUGAGGAGUAUUGAGAUAGGGGGUGUUCGAGAGAGGAUGAAUGCCGCUUUGAUCAUGUCAUGUUGUAUUCGAGCUGAUGGAAGUUGUCGAAACUACUUGGUAGAUAACCUGAACAAGGCUUCUCUUCUUGAACUGAUUGUUCUUGAAAACCACAAGGAUUCUAAAGGGUGUGCUUUUGCGUUACUGACAGAGCUCCUCUGCCUCAAUAGGAGAACACAGAUCACAAAAUUCUUGAGUGAACUGCAAAAUGGAUGGGAUGGCUUGAACACCAUGCAUAUGUUGUUAGUCUAUCUCCAAAGAGCCUCACCAGAAGAAUGCCCACUGGUUGCAGCAAUCUUGUUACAGCUUGAUCUUCUGGGAGAUCCUAUGAGGUGCAGUGUGUACAGAGAAGAAGCAGUUGAUGCAAUUGUAGAAGCUCUAAAUUGUCAAAUAUGCAAUGAGAAAGUUCAAGAGCAAUCUGCAAGAGCUUUAAUGAUGCUGGGAGGCUGCUAUUCUGGCAGGGGCGAGGCAACAACAGAGAAAUGGCUUUUACAAAAAGCAGGUUUCAGCAACAACUUAUGUGAUUCCUUUCAUGACACGGAAAUGGUUAAUGAUAUCUUGAAUGAAGAGAAAGAUGAAAUAGAAGAAUGGCAAAAAAAAGUGGCAGUUGCCUUGCUUAAUAGUGGGAAUAGGAGAUUGUUGUCUGCCCUCUCAAAUUCCAUAGCUAAUGGCAUCCCAAAUUUAGCAAGGGCAAGCCUCUCCACAGUUGCCUUGAUUAGCAGUUUUCUCCACUCAAUUGGUGAUCAAGAUUUCCAGUCUAUGGUGUGUUCAAUUCUCAUGCCACGUUUGCUUGAAUCGUCCAAGUAUGACAGUGCUCCUGAGGAAAGGUUGCUUGCUUCUUUCUCAUUGCAAUUCCUAAGAAAAAUUUCAGAACGUAAUUUUGUGCUCUCAUCAUUGGAUAAAAUGUUCAUGAACACUCUUUCGAAUCCUUCGUUACAUGGAGAUCAAAAGAGCGUAUUUCAAUCACUGAAAUCAUCUGAGGCCCCGGAAUCUUGAGAUACAAUAUCUGGAAGUUAAAGAAAUAAAAGGAAUUCGUCAGACCGAGAUUCUGGAGACCUAUACUCAAACGAGGUGAUACUUGUUCAGAGUGAUUCAUCAAGGGUCCAAAGCUUUAAUCUUCGUACGGUUUGCUACCUCUUCACUAGUACAAGUAGAUGUAGUUUGCUUUACCUAUAGACUAUAGCAAGAUUUGUGUGAUUAAAGAUGUAUAUAUAUCUUUAUUUUUGGCCUUACAUGUACCAUAUGUAUCUGAUCCUGUUAAGUGUAAACCCUUGUAGUUGUAGACCAUCCCAAGGAUUGUAAAACCGCUACUUUCAACCUGAAAAAUGAAGAACUAGUGCCAUCACAAUCCAAUGUCCAAGGCAUCUACGAGUGUCAUUUUGAUUAGCAAGACUGUAUGACCUCAAAUCUCAUCUCAGAUUUUGCAAAUAUCGUACCAUGAUUAGGUGGCACAAGGAUAGCAGGCUAUGAGAUGUUUGA
Molecule: messenger RNA, 3542 nt
Organism: Rubroshorea leprosula
Lineage: Eukaryota; Viridiplantae; Streptophyta; Magnoliopsida; Malvales; Dipterocarpaceae
Source: the annotation of a GenBank genome assembly